This is a messenger RNA of Eimeria necatrix, 2017 nucleotides long. RefSeq lists its product as hypothetical. The record is from RefSeq and is a predicted model, not a curated record. The annotation marks the transcript as partial. The transcript has 7 exons. NCBI's taxonomy places the organism in Eukaryota, Apicomplexa, Conoidasida, Eucoccidiorida, Eimeriidae. Gene Ontology annotation, biological process: regulation of transcription by RNA polymerase II.
AUGCUGCAGUGUCCCCUCGGGACUUUUAAUUCCGAAUAUGGAAAAGGGACUCUUCAAGACUGUCUCCCUUGCCCGGUAGGCCAGCAGCAGCAGCAGCAGCAGCAGCAGCAGCAGCAGCAGCAGCAGCAGCAGCAGCAGCAGCAGCGGCAGCGGCAGCGGCAGCGGCGGGAGCAGCGGGAGCGAACGGCAGCAGCAGCAGCAGCAGUAGCAGCAAACAGUAGCAGCACCAGCAAAAGCGGGCGCCGUGGGGGCCGCGCGCGGCGCCGCGAGCUGCGUCGCAUGCACGGGGUCUACGUACACCCGAAGCAGCAGCAGCAGCAGCAGCAGCAGCAGCAGCAGCAGCAGCAGCAGCAGCAGCAGCAGCAGCGGCGGCGGCAGCAGCAGCAGCUGCCUCUGUGUUGGAGCAAACCGAACUUUCCAAAGCAGCAGCGGGGCUUGCGCAUCGACCUGUCGGAAGAAGACAGCGCAGAGCCUUGUCUGCCGAAGGUUUACCCGCGGUGCAGCAGCAGCAGCAAACGCAGCCACCUGGGGGACUGCGAAGACGCAGCAGCAGCGUGUGGGGCGAAGUGUGGGGCGUUGGGGUGUACGUACACCGCAGGGCUGGCUGCAUGCACGGGGCUGCUGCCUCCGGAAGAAGUCUGCAGCAAAAGUUGCAUGCGCAUGCGCAGCAGCUUGCUGCUGCAGGGAGACACUUUGCUGCUGCAGCAAGCAGCAAACUCUGCUGUCUCCUUUCCCCUCAAAGACAUCCAAGGAGACUCCCAAGUCCUCUACGGCUCCCUCAAAGGAGACACUUUGGGGUACUUGGAUGUCCCCUCAAGUCUUGUUGCUGCCAUAAACCUCCGCCUAAACCCUAAUUCCAAUUCCAGGGCCCUCGGGGCCUCUUGGGGGGCCCCCAGGGGCCCCCGGGGGCCCCUCAGGACCCUUUUGGGGGCCUCGAAGUCCCGUCUGGGGGCCCCCCGGGGCCCCCCGGGGGGCCCCCCGGGGGGCCCCAGGGGGGCCCCCACAGGGGCCCCCCGCGGGGGGCCCCCCAGGACCCUCGCUGCUGCUGAGACUGUACCCUUCGUGGAGGCCCCCGUGAUGUGUUUGCUGCGGGGCAGCAGCGUGCUGUGGGAGCUGGAUCGGGGAGACGAUCCCAGCGAUCCCGAUCCCCACCCCACAGAUCCCAACGAUCCCGAUCCCCACCCCACAGAUCCCAACGAUCCCGAUCCCAACGAUCCCGAUCCCGAUCCCAUCUACCCCACAUACCUGCGGCACAAGGCGGCGCUGCUGCUGCAGUCGAAGGUGCCGCUGCUGCUGCUGGGAGUCUCGCUGCAGCAAAAAGGAGUUUUUGUGUUUUCGAGCAGCAAAAAGUCUCCAAAAGUUGCUUUAAUAAAAGUUGUCGAAAAGGAGACAGAUUGUCCCCUGCAGCUAAACCUCCCUUAUCCCCAAACCCCCGAAAACCUCGCUGCGCUGCAGCUCGGCGAGCUGCUGCAGCAGCAGCAGCAGCAGCAGCAGCAGCAGCAGCAGGGGGAGCAGCAGCAGCAGGAGGGGGAGCAGCAGCAGCAGGAGGGGGAGCAGCAGAAGGAGACGCAGCAGCAGCAGCUGCAGCUGCUGCUGCAGCUCUAUGCUGCGCCUGACUAUCAGACAAUCUUCAUUGUGUUCGGCGUGCUGCUGCUGCUGCUGCUGCUGCUGCUGCUGCUGCAGCAGCAAAUAAGAGUUCGCUACUGGAUGUUCGCGCCGCCGCUGCAAGUCGACCCCACGGAAGAAGAAAAGGCUGUUGCGGGUGCCCCCGGGGUGUGCAGCUCGGCGCUGUGCUGCAGGGGCGGCGCUGCUGCUGCUGCUGCUGCUGCUGCUGCUGCUGCAGCAGCAGCAGAAGCAGCAGCAGUUGAAGACUUAGACCCUAGGGUUUUCCAAGCAGUUUAUUUGAAAGUCCUCGAAAUGGCAGCAGCAAUUAAAAGUCAAAACCAAAAAGUCCAUUUGGAAAGAGAAAAGUUAAUGGACUUUGAAAUGGACAUUGGGGGCCCCCUGAGGGCCUCCC